Messenger RNA from Medicago truncatula (barrel medic), 486 nucleotides. RefSeq names its product agamous-like MADS-box protein AGL80. NCBI's taxonomy places the organism in Eukaryota, Viridiplantae, Streptophyta, Magnoliopsida, Fabales, Fabaceae. The record is from RefSeq and is a predicted model, not a curated record. Gene Ontology annotation, biological process: positive regulation of transcription by RNA polymerase II. The coding region runs from base 1 to 486 and encodes 161 amino acids. Gene Ontology annotation, molecular function: protein dimerization activity; DNA-binding transcription factor activity, RNA polymerase II-specific; RNA polymerase II cis-regulatory region sequence-specific DNA binding. The transcript has a single exon.
AUGAGAAAGAAGGUGAAACUUGCAUUCAUGGUCAGUGAUUCCGCAAGGAAGAUAACUUACAACAAAAGAAAAACGAGUUUGAUCAAGAAGGUUAAUGAACUCACCACCCUAUGUGGGAUUGAUGGAUGCGCUAUAGUUUAUAGCGAAUUUCAUUCAGAGCCUGAGGUUUGGCCUUCUCCAUGGGAGGUCCAAAAGGUUCUCACAAAGUUCAAAAGUUAUUCAGAAUUCGAGCAAGGAAAGAAGAAGCUGAACCAAGAGAGCUAUUUGAGGGAGAGGAUUAUGAAGUCCAAAGAGCAAUUGAUGAAAUUGGAGAAGAACAAUUGGGAGACGGAGAAGUCCUUGAUCUUGUUUCAAUGUCUUGUCAAAGAAGAUUUUGUCGACACUUUGAACUCAAAUGUUUUGAAUGAUCUAGCAUGGGAAAUUAAUGAGAAGCUGAAGGAAAUUACCUCAAAGGCCAAUGAACUAGACACAAGUGCAACCAAUUAG